Biomphalaria glabrata is the source of this 1823-nucleotide messenger RNA. Its product is annotated as coiled-coil domain-containing protein 112-like. The transcript is spliced from 13 exons. The record is from RefSeq and is a predicted model, not a curated record. NCBI's taxonomy places the organism in Eukaryota, Metazoa, Mollusca, Gastropoda, Planorbidae. The coding region runs from base 19 to 1485 and encodes 488 amino acids.
CAACACAGUUGUUUAAUCAUGGCGACUUCAAACUUGUUUCAAAAGUCGUCAAAACAAUCCUCUCAACUUACUGCCUUGAAGAGAAAGACUGAACAAUUUAAAAAAGGAGAACUUUUACGUGAAAUACAGAAAUUAAAUGUUCAAAUUCAAGCUUUGGAGAGAGAAAAGUUUACUCAUAUUUACAGUAAACGUUCUGAGUUUAGGCAGGACUUUACACCUUUGGAAGAUGAGGAGUUGAAAAUGACAGAUGAAAGGCAAACAGAGAAAAUCAAAACAAAACAGCAACUGGAAAAAAUUAGCCAGAUGGUCAAAAAAUUUCACAGGGAGCUUCGAGAUGUAAAGCCAACUCCAGAAUUUGUAGAAAAGUUAAAAAUGAUAAUGGAGGAAAUUGAAGGAACAAUUAGCACAUUUAAAGAGCAACAAAAAGUGAAGUAUGAUGAACUGAUGCGUUUUGAGCGUACAUUUUUACAAGAGUUAGAGCAGUUGGAAUCUAAAUUUGAAAGUUGGAAUCAAGCUUCAGAAUCAGAAAUAAAAAUCUCAUCAGCUCCUUCUGCUCGCUCUCUAGCCAGUGACAUGGAUGUCACUAAAAACUUACCACCCGAAGUAGCAGCUUUUGAUAAAUUUGUGGCACAAAGUGGAGGACACAGGGGAGGCUGGGAUGAACAUGACCACCAAACUUUUGUACGCUAUAGAAAUAUGUAUAAGGGCCGAAUAGUUUUCUUGGAUCAUGUGAAGCCUUUGUUACCCGUAAGGACAGAAUCUGAGAUCAGAGAACAUGAAACUUGGUAUCAGGAGUACUUAUUUUUAAAAGAUAAUAAAAAAUAUGCCAUUAAAAAGUGGAGAGAAAAAAAAGAGGAGGAAAGAGAAGAUGCUGUCACACAGGUGGAAGAGGAGUUGGUCAAAGCUAAAGAAGAGGAGAGAAAACGAGGACAACAAACAGAAUCAGCUGAGGAGAAAAUUGAGCGUUGCAAGCAGCUUAAUGCAUGGCGGGUUCAAAAAGAAUUAGAAAAAGCAAUGAAAGAAGAAAGAACUAUCAAGCAAGAAGUGGAAAAGAAAAAAAAGCAGGAAGAGGAAAGAAAAAAACAAAUAGAGGCAAAGAAAAUGGUAGAGGAGUUUCGUCAUCAAAAACAAAUGGAGGAAGAAAUGCUAAAAAUGCUUGACGAGGAAAGAAAACAGCAAGAAAUGGAAAGGAAGAAAGAAUUGAUUAGUAAAGAAAUCAGUAGAUUUAGAUCAAGAGAUAAUCAACGCCUAGCCGAGAAACAAGAAAAAGAGAAAGAAAAAGAAGAGAAGAAAAAAGAGAAGCAACGAAAACUAGAGGCCCUAAGAAGUCAAGUUGCAGUGGAAGUGCCAAGGGAUCCAGAGCGAUUAUUACAACCUACUGCUGGUUGGAAAGAGAGGUUAAAAUCCCCUAAUCCUUUCGCAAAUACUCCAGUUAUAAAUAUGCCCCACCGUGCCAUUCCAUCCUGGCGACAAGGAAUGUUUUGAGCAAAUACUUAACACAAUGUAUCUGAAAGGCUGGUUUGUCUCUUUAUACAUUCUUAAAGCAACAGAGGUUAGUUUCUGUUUCAAAUGUUCACUGCUGCACAAACAAACAAGCCAACAGAAACCUAAUGUUGGGGGAAAUUUCAUUUAUUAUGAAUUUUCAUUAGUCUAAAAUUUAAUAAACCUUAACAUUAAUAUCCAUAUGUUUUGUCUUCGUGGAAAUGGUUUUGUUUCAUUUUGUUUGAUUUUCACAUGUGUCCAACCAACAUGUAUUAAUUGAAUGAAGUAAGUACACAUGAACAUGAUAUGAAACAAAUAAUAAACAUAACAUAAAAUACACA